UCCGCUGACCCCGCCCCCUGCCCAUCCAGGCCCCGGCCCCUCCGGAACGUCCCAGCUGUUUCCAGUGGGCGUGGCCGCGGGCUGUUCCGGCUCUACCUGCAGACAGGUGUGUUGGCUCCCCGCGGGCUCCCCUCCCCGCUCGGCCCGGUCCCCGCGCUUCUUCUCCCGGUGUGGGAACAUGGCGGUGCCUCUGAGCGACCAGGAGAAGCGGAAGCAGAUCAGCGUGCGGGGCAUUGCGGGGCUCGGAGAUGUUGCGGAGAUCAAGCGGAGCUUCAACCGACACCUUCACUUCACUGUGGUGAAGGACCGGAACGUGGCGACUCCCCGGGACUACUACUUCGCCCUGGCGCACACCGUCCGGGACCACCUGGUGGGCCGCUGGAUCCGCACCCAGCAGUACUACUACGAGAAGGACCCCAAGACAAACAGAACCAGAAACAUACGAACGGUUUGACGUCACAUGGGUCGGUACCGGACAUCAAUUCGGUGCCAAAUUAACCUCCAGAUGUUUCCUAAUUCAUCCAGUUUAAAUUGUUCUGUUCUCUGGACCUGCUGUGCUGGUUUGAAACAUCCAGAAUCAGACUGAUGGACUGUCACCGCACAGAGGCUACAGAUGUGUCAGUGCGCUUUGAUACGACAGAGAGGAGUCUGGGAAAUGUAGGAAAGAACAUGUUGACCAUCGAGAGGAGGAAGUCAUGUUCAGUUUGUUUCCUGAUAAAAUUGUUUGUCUGUCAACCAACAACUAACCAGAUAACCAACAACUAACCAACCAACAGCCAACCAACCAACCAACAAACAACCAACCAACCAACAACCAACCAACCAACCAACCAACAGCCAACCAACCAACCAACUAACUAACAACUAACCAACCAACCAACCAACCAACUAACCUCGGGACAGUUCUCCAGCGAUCGGACCAUCCUGCAGUAUGCCCGCGACAUCUGGGGAGUCGAACCAUCUGACGUGAAGAUCCCGCCGCCCAACGAGCCGCCGCUCGAGUCCCGUGACUGACGAACCGGGUCGGGAAUCAGAAGUGAGAUGUUUACACCGACGUUUAGUCCGCACUAAUUAUAUUCAUAUACAGAAUUUAUUCAUUCAUCACAGGAAGAUAAAACUAUAUAAAAUAUAAAUUCAUAGUCUGAACUUCCUGUAACAAACUGACAUGAUGAUCAGUGUUAAUGACGUGAACACUGAUCAAAGCUCUGACUCAAGAAGAACGAACACUGACUUCAUCAGUUUGUGACUCUGUGAUGCUCGAUUCUGUUUUACACUUUAAAAUAUCUUCAUGUUUCACACUGACUUCAAAUUAAACGUGAUGCAGAAAUG
Messenger RNA from Larimichthys crocea (large yellow croaker), 1329 nucleotides. RefSeq names its product phosphorylase, glycogen; brain (gene pygb). Gene Ontology annotation, biological process: glycogen catabolic process. Lineage: Eukaryota; Metazoa; Chordata; Actinopteri; Sciaenidae. The record is from RefSeq and is a predicted model, not a curated record. The coding region runs from base 179 to 454 and encodes 91 amino acids. Gene Ontology annotation, molecular function: pyridoxal phosphate binding; glycogen phosphorylase activity. The transcript has 2 exons. Gene Ontology annotation, cellular component: cytoplasm.